CCUGGGGAUCUGAGCAACUCCUAGGGGCUCUGGAGCUCUACCUUGCAAGAUCGAGCCCAUUGCUGAAUCUAGGCCCUGCCCUGGCUAUUGGAUGGGGCUGGAACAUGCUAGCGGACUCGGCUGGGUCCCGCAGAACUGAGAGGCAGGCCGGCCCCAAGGAGUGCCCCUCCCAUUCAAGCUCUUGCCGGUUGUACCCUCUAGGCAGAAUUCAGAGGCACCCAGGCUUCUGUUUUCACCGGAGAAGUGUCUCAAUCGAAACGUUCCUUUUUAAGUGCAGAAAGCCGAGGCCUUUCUUGUUUUUUGUAAGAUGAUGUUCAACUAGGCCAUUCUAACAGAAUGAAUGGAAUGCCGGGGCACAGCAGAGAUGUAGCUGCAAAGGCGUGGAUGCCCAGCUCCGUCUGGGAAAUGUAUAGCGGACGAAGAGGAGCCUUUGGGCGGGGGCUGGAGGACAGGAUGCGUCCUAGUGCAGCUGGAGGGCGUGUGACCAGGCGGUACAGAAUUAGGCACUUGAACGGAGAGGUAGCCUUGAGGAAGGUGGGUUACCUCUUGGCAUCUUGACCCAGCGUUGCCAGUGAAGCCCCGUUCAGGUGCUUCUCCCCGGGUGCCACUUCCCUGUUGUCAGACCGAGGGUCUGAAUUACAAUGUACAGGAAGGAAUUUACGGAUUUGUGCGUUCUGGUGGGCUGUCUCAUUUUGUGGCUGGGCACACCGCGCUCCACUUCAUGCUGGUGGAGACAGACAGGCUCGGGGAAUAUCCGUAAGUCCGUGGAGAAACCAGGAGAUGCUCUGUCACUCCAAGGAUAUCCUUGGAGGUGCCGGGUUGCCUGCGGGGCUGCCCGGCCCUCGGAGGGUGGACGCCUGCGCACAGGUGCUGCCCCAUUGCUGUUCAGGCAGGCCACCUCAUUGCAGAUGGAGCGCAGCCUUUUUUCGGGAAUUGCAGGGAGCUAAUCCCGUGGGCUUCACCGCAUGGAGCCUCUCGAGGCAAACACACCUCCGGGCUCUUUCCCCUGGCAAGCUUCUCUCUGGUUGCUGUCCUGGCUGAGUCGCUGGCGCUGUGCCCAGGAGCCUGCCUUCCCGGCGGUUCCUGGGGUGGGGGGUGGGGGGAGGGCAGCAGCGAGGAUUAGCAUUCCUCACAAGGAGGCAACGCAUUUUUAUGGCUGCGUUAUUGAUACUGCCACAUGGCUGGUGAUAGAGAGUCGAUGGUUUCCUUCUGUGCGAGUUCACAAUCCUACAUACGGCCUGAGUAACUGAAAAUCCAAGCCUCUCUGGAGACCAUGCAGAGGUCAUUAAACAUCUGCCUUUUUUAUGAAGGCAUCAGUGUUGGUGUUGGGGUGACAGCUAGGGAACAGCAGGGCGAGGGGUGGGGAGUAACAAAUGACAUUGCCUGGUGUGGCUGAGCUGAGACAGGCACACCGUCUGAACAGCAAACAAAAGCGCACCCUCAACAGGAAGAAGCUGGCUAGCUCUGUAGCUUCCCUUUGAAAGUAUGCUAUUUCCCUCAUUCUCAAAUACCAGUCACUUUGAAGAUGCAUCGCUGAUUUGAUACUUUUGCAAAAAAAAAAAACAAACAAACCCUGAGACUAUUAAGAUUCACUUGGAUGGUGAGAUGUACUCAGAUUUCUGAGACACCAGAACACGCACAAUUGUGCAUCUUGGGACCAUUACCAGGAACACUGGUAAUCUUUGCCUCUACCAUCGCAGGUGUUGGGGUGGCUUCCUUUGGUACUGCAGCUCCUGUCAGCUCACUUGUUUCCUCUUUCCGUUCCUAAGUUCUGGAACUCCCUUCCCUCUACUGACAAACACUUACAGUGUCUAGUGGUGGACUGUGUACUUAAAAUCCCCAGCGUUUGGAAUCAUCUACCUGUGUAUGCCGUGGGGUGGGGGUGGCUUUGUAGUUAGUUGCCCGGUCGACAGCGUCACCGGCUUCCUUUAGCGUUUUGGGUUUUCUGUGUCUUCGUGGAAGGUCUAUCGAAAAUGUCAGGAUAUGGCAUCUCUCAGAAAAGGGGAGUCAGGGACCCCAGUUGGUGAGUGUGUUAUCAGCGGAUCAAUGCUGAUGAGAAUCUGGCCAAGUUCAUACAUUUCUUACUUGGGAUCUGAAAUGCGUUUUUCCCUCUGAGGAAAAAAGUGACAUGUUCACGCAGAUAAUUAGCAGGUGCACAGAAGAGCCUGUGGCCCUGGGUGGUGAGGGCAGCUCUCGUGCAGGAGGUUCAAGAGCCGGGCCCCUUCAUCUCAGUGACUUCAAGAUGAUGACCCGGAGUAAGAGCUCCAUGCUGGCACAGGGGGCACCCUCAGUCCAGGUCGGCAGCGGGCAGGGCAGCUGCCCCCAAGGGCGGCCUCCCCGAAAGCUGCGGAAGAGGAAGGUCUCCGUCACCACCGAGCUGACCCUGUUUGAGAUGGUGGCACUGGGGAAGAACUCCAUGCAGACAGCUGUGGAGGAGUGGGUCCAGUCUUACAAGGAGGACCGGGCACUGGCCUUGCUGGACCUCAUCAGCUUCUUCAUGCAGUGCUGCGGCUGUGAGGGGAUGGUGACAGCCGAGCUGUGCCAGAGCAGCCAGGGCGGGAGCGCAGCGCACACGGUGACCGAGAGGUUUGACCAGGAGACAGGGCUGUACUACAAGAAGUUUGUGGCCUCCCCUUGGAUCCUCACCGUCAUGUGGCCGGAGAAACCGGAGAAUGACUUCUAUCCCAUUGUGGGGCCGGGGCCCUUCUGGAAGCGGUUCCGGGCCAACUUCUGCGAGUUCACAGAGCUGCUGGUGCGCCAGAUGCACUGCUCAGCGCUGUGUGAUGGCCAGCUUGUGGACACCGUGAUCUGCAUGCUCACUGGCCUCACCACCUCCGCCGUGCACAGCCUGAGGCACACCAGCUCACUGGCAGCCAUGAAGCUGCUGACAGCGCUCGCCAGCAUGAACCAGGGCACGUGCCCAGUCCAGCGGCUGUAUGACAUCGAGAGCGUGAGCCGGCCUAAGGGCAGGCGUGAGUCCUGCGGACAGCUGCUGGACCAGCGGCACCAGCCCCAGCGCAAACCAGAGGCCAUCGAUAACAUCAUCUGCUCACUUUUUAAAAGGACGUUUGUGCCUCGCUAUCGGGAUGUGAGCUCGGACAUCCGAGUCAUCUGCGUGGCGGAGCUCGGCUGCUGGAUCCGGCUCUACCCAGACAUGUUCCUGGACAACAACUAUCUGAAGUACAUCGGCUGGAUGCUCUACGACAAGGACGCCAGCGUGCGGCUGAAGUGCAUCACGGCCCUGAAGGCGCUCUAUGAGAAGAGGGAGUCAGCCAUGAAGCUGGGCCUUUUCUUCCACAGAUUCAAGAAACGGAUCUUGUCGAUGACCCAGGACAGACAGCCGGAAAUCACCUCGGAAUGCAUGCAGCUCUUGGGGCUCAUUUCUGAGCACUACGAGGGUGUCUUCUCCAACAAGGAGUACAUCUUCCUGUUCCAGUUUGUGUACGCCGCCUACAGGCCCCUUGCGACGGCUGCGGGGCAGCUUGUCUGCAAGAGUCUGUCUGUCUUCCCCAGGCUCCUGGCACUGCCACCCCAGGAGAGUUUCCUUAGUCCGGAGCUCCCAGACAAGUUCAACAGAAACUUCCAGAGCAUGAAGACACUGAUUGACUUCUACCUGCAGGGCGAGUUCCACAGACAUGUCCCGUACCUGGUGGACGGCCUGUGGGAUUCCGCGCCUGCCCUGGUCCAGAACUGGGAGUGUAUGACUGCCUUGCUGCUGGAGCCACAUGGCGGGCGCCGAGCGCUGACGAGCCGGCAGGAGCAAGUGCUCAUCGAGAUCCUCGUGGCGGCCGUGCGACAAGUCGCAGAGGGCCAUCCACCCACUGGCCGCUGCCUGGGCAAGAGAGCCUCCAGGGAGUUGGACAAAGCCCACCACUGGUGUGAUCACACUGACAUGAGCCAACACUUUGUCAAGGUGCUGCCCCAGCUGCUGUCCAAGUUUGCAGCAGACAAAGAGAAGGUGACCCACCUCCUGCAGAUCCCACAGUACUGCAACCUGCACAUGUACGGCACAGAUGGCCUGGACCCGCACCUGGAUGCUGCCCUGCUGGAGCUGGACUGCCUGGUGCAGCGGCACUCGGACGUGGCGGUCCUGGAGGCCUGCGCCCAGGCCUACGGCAGCUACUGUGAUGAGGGGGGCCCUGCUCACUGCCAGGCUGUCCCUGCCUGCAGCCGGCUGGUGGACAUGCUGGUGGACAUGCUGACCCCGCUGCUGGACGCGUUCAUGCAACAGGAGAAACAAGGUCUGUUCCCCAGACAUGGCGAGGUGGUGCGGAUCUGCUCCACGCUGCGCAGACUGGCUGCCUUCUACAGUGCACACGACCUGAGCGGCUGGAACCUGUAUGAGAAGGUGGACUGCCUGCUGACCUUCCGGAGGCAGCAGGGCAACCUGCCCACUGAGGUGGUCCACUGUGCGCUCCAGUGCACCUACUAUGCGCUCUUGUGGCAGAUCGUUGCGGCCACAGACCGGCUGCCGCCCCAGGAGGUGCUCCUGGGCCUGCGGAGUAGGCUGAUGAAGUUCUGUCUGGUCUGCCGGGCGUACCUGGGCCACGAGAGCAAGGUGCUCAGCGAGAGGGCUUUCAUUCUGCUCUGUGACCUGCUGCUCAUCCUGAGCCACCAGGGCCCAGAGGAGCACACGGGCCUCGGUCUACUCUUCUUCAUCCCCAACCACGUCCUGCAGGGCAAGCUGAUCGCCUUUGUCAGGGAGCAUGUGUUCCUGGAGGAGGCGGGGCCCCCAGGUUCCAGCAGGGUUUGCAAGGAUGACACAGACAAGCUGGACAACCUAUUCAGGAGGAGAAACAUGCUGGCUGUGUUCUGUAAGCUGAUUGUCUACAACGUGCUGGAGAUGAACGCGGCGGCCGAGGUCUACCAGUUCUAUCUGAAGCAUUACCACCAUUUUGGUGACAUUAUUAAGGAGACGAUCACCAGGACGAGGCAGAAUGACAGACUCCGCAACGCCUUGUCCCUGCUCCUGUGCCUGCAGCAGCUGUUCCAGAAGCACGCGGAUGCCUGCGGCCUGGGCUUCAGCCCCGUGGAGUUCAUAUGCGGCCCUUUAGCGUCCAUCCGCCUGCUCGCCCGCCGCCUGGCGCUCACGCUCGGCUUCGACCGAGCGCGUGACGCCGCCCACCUCAUCCACAGGCGCGGUCUGGCCUUCGCCUUCUCGGAGGCUCCGGAGCUGGAGCAGGGCCGUCUGCGUUUCCCCAACCUGGGCUUCCUGCUGCUGCUCGCCGAGUUCUCCUGCAAGAUCCCGCAGGCCGAGCGCGGGGCCGCACUUGCCCACUUCCGGGACUCCAUCCCCGAGGGCCUGCCCAUCUUCGGGGAGGGCGACGUGGAUCCCCUGGUGGUCUACCGCAAGUCCUUGAUGAGGACGUAUGACGUCUUCCCCGGGGAGAAGGAGCCCGCCGCCAACCCGUUUGACGCCAUAUGCAAGCACAUCAAGCGUGCCCAAGAGCUGCCCAUGGGGUCGUGCUCUGCUUGGACACCAGACACCUUGGCCAGCUCCACUGGGACAGAUACAGAGCUGACAAACCAUUCCCGGGGCGGCAAGUCCAAGAGGGACAUCUUUGAUGCUGACUUCCUGUCGGACUCCGAGAGCUCCGACGAAGAUAUCGACGUGAAGCAUGUGCCCACCCCAGAGGGCUUUGCAGCUGUGAAGUGGGGGCCUUUGGCGUGCCCACUUGCCCACCCAGGUGCCUUUCCCCCCAUGGCUUCCUUGCUGGACUCACCGAUGACCACUCUCCACUGGGAAGGAAAAUUCCAGAACCAGCUCUCCCCCAGCAGUUGGGUAGGGAGCUGGCUCCCUUGUCUCAUGACAGCCCCGGUCGUGUGUGGGCUGUGGGCUCCCCCUCUUGUUGCUCAGGGCCUGAGUGCUGGAGGGUUGUCUCCAGUGCUGUUGCCCAGCUGCAAGGGAGGGAGGCUCCCCUGGGUGUCUGCUCAGUGCAUGGAUGUUGCAGAGAAGUUGGUAGAGCCUGACUGGGGCAGGAGGGCCACGGCAGCUGGUCAGUGCCCUUUCCUGGGCACGCAUAGUGGGACCACUCCUCACUCCAUAUCUCAUGCUGGUGCCAAACAGCCUCCCCUCACAGCAGAGUGGACGUUGAGGGUCUCUGCUGUCCUGCCUAGGGGACUCCCUUGGCCCUCACCCCAAUGGGAGCUGCACAUCCUUGUGUGGGCCGGUUCCACAGGGCCUCUGCACCAAGUGGGUUAGGACAUUGCUGCCUGAGGCAUGGAGGGGUAGGGGGUCCUCAGGCUGUGUCCCCUGUCCUCCCAAAGCUUUGGGAGCUGGAAGAAUGGCCUAUAGGGUGGCUCUUGGGUCCCUGUGGCCAGAAUGCAGGCCCCACGGCUGAGGAGAGCUAGGCUGCAGAAGCUCUCAGGGCCUGUGACCUUGGCUGGGGUUCCUGCCCCUAAAGGCCAUCAUGUCCCGUGGAGGCCCCAGCGCAUCACUGUGUCCCUUGUGAGCCAUGCUGCUGUGUGUCCACAUCGUGGGAGCUGAGCCCGCACCAGAAAACCCUGAAGUUCUUUAUUGAAAAUGCAAACGUGAAUCUGUAAGACGUUUUAAAACUGCUCUACAUGACAAAUAAAAGCUAACUUUACACGU
Molecule: messenger RNA, 6592 nt
Organism: Manis javanica (Malayan pangolin)
Lineage: Eukaryota; Metazoa; Chordata; Mammalia; Pholidota; Manidae
Product: cohesin subunit SA-2-like
Biological process (GO): sister chromatid cohesion
Cellular component (GO): nucleus; chromatin; cohesin complex
Molecular function (GO): chromatin binding
Source: RefSeq, a predicted model, not a curated record